Molecule: messenger RNA, 2451 nt
Organism: Penicillium oxalicum
Lineage: Eukaryota; Fungi; Ascomycota; Eurotiomycetes; Eurotiales; Aspergillaceae
Exons: 5
Coding region: 1-2451 (816 amino acids)
Biological process (GO): mitotic G2 DNA damage checkpoint signaling; mitotic DNA replication checkpoint signaling; DNA replication initiation
Source: RefSeq, a predicted model, not a curated record
AUGUCGGAGACCGAAGCCCCAGAGCACCCGCUCUUGGGUGCGGUCAUAUGCUUUACAUCGGUACCCUUAGAACAGAGGACCCAACUCAGCAAUGUCGCGAAGGAGAUGGGCGCAAUUGAGCGGCCGGACCUUACAGCAGAUGUGACACACCUACUUGUCGGCGCAACCGACUCUCCCAAAUACAAAUUUGUCGCCCGCGAGCGGAAUGACGUGACUGUUCUGAGACCAGAAUGGAUCGAGGCUGUUCGACAAUCGUGGAUGCAAGGCGGGGACACGGACAUUCAAGCACUAGUCAAACAAUACGAACUUCCGACUUUUUUUGGCCUCACGAUAUGUAUCACAGGUUUCUCCGACAUGGCCUUUCGAACUCAGAUGCACGACCUCGCGGUAGAAAACGGAGCUGAAUUUCGGAAAGAUCUCACCAAAAGCGUGACUCACCUCGUCUCUCGCAGCACCGAGGGCGAGAAAUACAAAUUCGCCACCCAGUGGAACAUCAAAGUUGUGACUGUGAAAUGGUUUCACGAUUGUCUCGACCGCGGAAUGAUCCUGGAUGAAGACAAGUACCACCCAUCUCUGCCCUUGGAGCAGCAAGGCCUCGGGGCUUGGGAUCGAAGGAUACCUCUCAGUGCCAAGAUGCAGCUCGGUAAAGCAAGAGCGGCUGCGGAUGAUACCUCGUCGAAUCCGAGGCCGAAGAAAAAGAUCCGUCGUACUGCGAGCACCAAACUGGUCGGUGAAAACGAAAACAUCUGGGGCGAUAUAAUUGGGGUUGGUCUCGCCAACGAGGUGGCCGAAUCAAGGUCCAAGCUGUCAGACGUGACGAAGGAGGCAAAAUCGAAGCCUCUGAUACAAGCAGCCAAAUCGUUUGCAAGUGAAUCGACCUUCAGUGAACCUCUGGAGCCUCGGGGGCCGCCUGAGCAACCUAUUCAUGUCCCCAAAGGGUUUUUAGAUGGAUGCUUCUUUUACGUUCACGGAUUCACACCUAAGCAGAAAGACGUGCUACGACACCACCUCGAAUAUAACGCGGCUCAGUGCGUUGGCUCCUUAUCUGAAUUAGCAAGCCCCAGUAUCCCCAAGACAGGACAGGGGCUUUAUGUCAUGGUUCCAUAUAAGACCCCUAGGUCGGACAUCCCGCCCACAGACGAUAUGGCAUUUGAAUGCGAAAUUGUCACAGACAUGUGGCUAGAACGAUGUCUGGAUGCUCGAACUUUGGUGCCACCCGAAUCUCACGUUGCGAGUACUCCAUUUCCGAAAUUCCCCAUUCCCGGCUUUGCGGGGAUGCGGAUUUGCUCCACUGGAUUCACUCGCAUUGAUCUUCUCCAUCUCUCUAAGCUAGUUGAUUUAAUGGGGGCGCGCUAUGAUGAAUACCUUACGCCCAAGGCGUCCGUCCUCAUUUGUAAUGACCCUCAAACGGCGAGCUCUGACAAGCUUCGCCAUACCAGUGAAUGGGGAGUUCCAGCCGUGUCUGCUGACUGGUUCUGGAUUUCUGUGAAAGCGGGCCAGAAGAAAUCGUUCGAGCCGUACAUCGUUCGCAAGGGUGUCUCGCAACAUCCAAGCAGCGACGGCGGGCUGAAUGCAGACUCUGCGAGUGGCAAGCAGUUCCGUCAACUAUCUGCCAAAGCCAGUUCAAGAAUCCCCACGACGAAUCAGGAUGCGCCCGUCAAACAGCCAGUGGAAAAGUCACUGCACGAUGGCAAUAGUGCUUCCCGACUAAUGAUCCCUGGCGAUGGAUUCGUGGACGAGAAGUCAGCUGAACACCCGCAAGCGAGCGUAGCAGAAUCACGCUCUCCUUCGCCCGACAGGAGCAAGGCUACGACUCUCAGCGAGGACCCUCCAGAGCCACUCAAGGCAGCAGGACCCUCGGCACUGGACUCUGCGCUGAAGGGUCUUCUUCAACAAGCCCAAGCGGCCAAGACUCGACGUCAGUCUGAGAGUAUGACCACAGACGAAGGCUCCCAUCCGCUCCGUCGGAAACGCAAACCUCUUCUCGGCCGUGCGCCUUCACACUCGUCCCAUCGAGCCGCCGAGCUCAGCCACGCACCGUCGCGUGCUAGCUCUAUCGAUACUCUCAAUGACGACGGGCUCGGAUCGGUACUCGAGAGUGCCGGAAACACGCGAGAGAAUUCCUUCUCUCGCACUAAUAGUCGCCAUGAGCAGAGCCUAUCGUCAAUUUUCAGCGGCGCCAAAUUCGAUUUCCUGGCACACCCGGCCGGCGAAUCGGUCGCUCACGAAGAUGAAGAAAACCAGCAACCCCAGAUGACUCAGUUGGACUACGAAGACCCUGACGCCAAAGCGAUGAGGGCGGAGUUCCUGCGAAACGCAGGCAAGUUAGCAGACAAGGCGACCGACGCCGAUUCAGAGAUGCUGCUGGGUCAAGUUCGGGAAUUAGAGGAUGUUGGAUGGGGCCAUGGGCGUCGGACUCGAAAGCAACCGCCCAAAGAAGAUUACGAAUAA